Messenger RNA from Scheffersomyces amazonensis, 1362 nucleotides. RefSeq lists its product as uncharacterized. The record is from RefSeq and is a predicted model, not a curated record. The transcript has a single exon. Lineage: Eukaryota; Fungi; Ascomycota; Pichiomycetes; Serinales; Debaryomycetaceae. Gene Ontology annotation, molecular function: nucleic acid binding. Bases 252 to 1316 code for a protein of 354 amino acids.
GUCUAGUGUCUCAUCAGAGAUCCCCGACAAGUAACUCGUAAGUUACUGAUAUUUAUACUAUUUAUGAACCUACUCUUCGUCUUCUUCAUAGUAACCUUAUACUUACUCUUAAUUAAGGUUAGUGUGGCGGUAUGGAUGUGGAUCAUAAUUUAUUCCUAGUACUGCGGCACAGGUUCUCACAACCAAUAUAACAUAUAAACUAUUAAUGAAUAAACUCAUUCCUAGAACUCAUCAACAUUCAAAAUAUCAGUAUGUCAACUCCUAAGCUAAGUAGUCAGACUUCUCAGAAGUUGAUGAAUCUCCUAUACGGAGCCAUUUCUCAGGAAGUAGCGGUUCCGAUGUUACCAUUAAUAACCAAACAUCUAUAUGAUAAUGCCAAUACUUCAACUUCAUCUUCAACCAAACUGUAUAUGGAUACAUUAAUAGAAAAUGACUGGGGUUUCAAACCUAUGCAUUUGGCAGUCAAAGAUUUACCUCUUCGAUCUAAUGCACAUAUUCAGUCCAAUAUUCUUAAAUUUGAUAGUAUAAAUUCUUAUAUUACCAAAACUGAUUUUCAACAUAUAUAUCCUAAAUUUCGGGAAAGAAUAUAUUCAACUCCAUAUCAUCGAGAAGAUGUACUUCCAUUUGAAGUAUUGAAAUCAAGAAAUCCAUUAACUUUACAAUUUCAAAAUAGUUAUUAUUUAAUCUUUCUAAAUUAUAUUCAAGCUUGUACUUAUUAUAAUGAAGUUAGAGGUAAAUCUAUUAAUGGGUCUAUACUAGAUAACUUUAAAUUCGUAGAUCCUAAUGAAAAUGAAUUAAAAAAUUUAAUUUCGCCAUAUUACGAGAAUACAUCGGUAGAUCUAAGUUUAAUAACUAAAGAUGGAUCUAAUCUACCAAUAUCAACAAUAUUUCAACUGAAUAAUGAGGAGGUUCUUAGUAAGAUUAAUGGUUUGAUCACCAUUAAGUCUAAUUCAACGGCCAAUGAAUGGACUAAUGAUGAUGAAACUAUUCCUCAUGCUAAUUAUAAACUUCUCAUGGAUUUACUUAAUGCUGAUAUAAGAUCUUCAAUGGUAUUAGUACGAAACUUACCCUUUGGAUUAUCUCAACAUACAUUACCAAGAUUACUAUGGAAUUAUUCAUUGGUAGAUAAAUAUCCCAUUGUAUCUAUUGUAAAGAAUCCAAAGAAACAAUUAAGUUUGACUUUAAUAAAGUUUAAAAAUGGUGAAAGUGCUCAAAGAUUUUAUCGUAAUUUUCAUGGUAGAAAGUGGGAUAAGUUUCAACAUAACAGUCCUGAAAAGCAGCUUUACGAACCUAUACUUUGUGAAAUCAUUAAUUAAAUAAUUACAUACCUACUUAAUUAAUGGUUUUAACAUUAUGUACAUA